CCAAGCGUCCGUAUCCCCGAAGGACUCCGCUGAACCCCGGCUCCUAUCGCGCAUCAAUAUAUGGUGGUGUAACCCAAUUCCAAUUCCGUAGGCAUCGCACAGAAACCAUGUCGAACGCCCAGACCUCAUCGUCGACUUCGCCCUCCGCAUCGCUCUUCGCCAGGCUGAACACCACGGACGAACUGCAGAAGGUCUUCGACCGCUACGAUGCCAACGGCGAUGGCAAGAUCUCCGCAUCCGAGCUCGCCGGCGUCAUCCGCGCUCUCGGGGCCGACGCCCCCCCCGCGGAGGUCCGCGACAUGAUCGCCGAGAUGGACGCCGACGGCGACGGAUUCGUCGACCUCCACGAGUUCGCAGACUUUCACCGCCGCAGGGUCGACGACGCCGCCGCCGAGAGAGCGUUGAGGGAGGCGUUCGACGUGUACGACCUGGACGGCAACGGGCUGAUCUCGGCGGAGGAGCUCCAUCGGGUUAUGAACCGCCUCGGGGAGAAGUGCUCCGUCAAGGACUGCUCCCGGAUGAUCCGGCCCGUGGAUGCCGACGGCGAUGGCAACGUCAACUUCGAGGAGUUCAAGAAGAUGAUGGCCAACGGCGUCGGCGUCGGCCGCGAAUCCUCCGCGUCCGAUCCCAAUGGCCCGUCAAGUUCCGCCGUCUGAUCCGUGGUCUACUGCGGCCGGACUAACGAUUUCUGAGACUGUGUUGGGCGUUAGGGUUUGUAAAAGAUUUGUUAGGGUUUAGUAUUUUUUGAUUUCAAUCGCGUAGGAAUUGUUGCAUUCUAUACUUUGUCUUGUGGUCUCUCCGUAUCACAGUCAUGCUAGUAGUUUGUUUUAUUUGAAUUUUAUGGAGGAAUUUUUCUCUGUCA
This is a messenger RNA of Musa acuminata subsp. malaccensis (wild Malaysian banana), 862 nucleotides long. RefSeq names its product probable calcium-binding protein CML18. Gene Ontology annotation, molecular function: calcium ion binding. Lineage: Eukaryota; Viridiplantae; Streptophyta; Magnoliopsida; Zingiberales; Musaceae. The record is from RefSeq and is a predicted model, not a curated record.